AUGUAUGUUUCUCACCUGCUAGCAAGCGGCCUGUUGGCCUCUGCCCUGCCUCGUGUUCUCGGUCAUGCAAUCAACAAAUCUGCAAAGCUCCGUACAGUAGUGACCACGGACAUGGAGUCUGACGACCUGGCCUCGCUGGUACGAUACAUGCUGUAUGCCAACGACCUCGAAAACCAGGGCCUCGUCUACACGUCCAGCAAAUACCAUUGGGAGGGCGAUGGAAAAGGCACAGAAUUCUUCCUGCCAAAUCGCGAGUACAACACUUCGCAGACUUCGUGGCGCCCAACCGGUACCACAACCAUUGAGAAUCAUCUGCUCGAGGCGUACGCAGAAGUGUAUCCCAACCUUCGCAAGCACGACUCUGCGUACCCAACGCCAGAGCACCUCCUCUCCAUAACCAAGAUCGGUAACGUCGACUUCGACGGCGAGAUGGCCAAAGACACCGAAGGCUCAGACCUCAUCAGAUCCCUCAUCCUGGACAACGACCCACGCAUCCUCUAUCUCCAAGCAUGGGGUGGCACCAACACGAUCGCGCGCGCUCUGAAAUCCAUCUCAGACACACACUCGUCCUCGCCAGACUGGAACACAACGAAAGCUUCCAUCUCCCGCAAGACCGUCAUCCUCGCCAGCGGCUUCCAAGACAAUACGUACGUCGAGUACAUUGCCCCCAACUGGCCGGCGCUGCGUGUCGAAGAGCUCUCCAAGGCAUACGACACAUGGGGAUUCAACUGCAACAACACAGGCGCCGGCAACGUGCGCGGCCUGCCAGACAGCAACCAAUACUUCCAAGGCGCGUGGGUCAAAGCGCACAUCCAGAAGGGGCCGAUGGGCAGUCUCUACCGCUCGUGGCUUGACGGACAGACGACGUUUGGCGGAGGCGACCAGCUCGACGUCUUCGGCAACCCCGCCAAGGCUCCCGAGGGGUGGUGCAAGCCCAUGACGAAGUACGACUUCCUAUCCGAAGGCGACAACGUCGUCUUCAACCCGCUUCUCCCCACAGGCCUGCAGGAUCCCGAGAACGCCAGCCUGGGCAGUUGGGGCGGGCGCCGCAAGCAGAACAGCACGAGACCGAACCUGUGGGUCCUGCGCGACAAGGAGAGGUCUGCGAAUGGCUCUGAUGUGCAGGGAUGGACGACGCUCCGCUGGGUGGCAGCAGCGCAGAACGACUUUGCGGCGCGCAUGCAGUGGACGCUCACGCCGGACUACAAGGCGGCAAACCACGCGCCCCGUGUCCGAGUGAUGGGGAGCAAGACCAUCAAAGCGCGGGCCGGUGCUAGCGUCCAGCUCUCGGCGCAGGUCAGCGAUCCGGAUGCCGACGAGGUUACCGUCACGUACUGGCAGUAUCGCGAGGAAGGCACGUACCCGGGGACUGUGAGCAUUAUCCAGGACGGGUGUAGCGCGGCUGUGCAUAUCCCUGCCGAUGCGGAGAAGGGCCAGACGGUGUCGAUUAUCGUGCAGGGCACGGACGAUGGAGCGUUUCCGUUGACGCGAUAUGACCGUGUGAUUGUUAAGGUUAGGUGA
Molecule: messenger RNA, 1521 nt
Organism: Ascochyta rabiei
Lineage: Eukaryota; Fungi; Ascomycota; Dothideomycetes; Pleosporales; Didymellaceae
Exons: 1
Coding region: 1-1521 (506 amino acids)
Molecular function (GO): hydrolase activity, hydrolyzing N-glycosyl compounds
Source: RefSeq, a predicted model, not a curated record